This is a messenger RNA of Dioscorea cayenensis subsp. rotundata (Guinea yam), 873 nucleotides long. RefSeq names its product 1,2-dihydroxy-3-keto-5-methylthiopentene dioxygenase 2-like. The coding region runs from base 72 to 674 and encodes 200 amino acids. Lineage: Eukaryota; Viridiplantae; Streptophyta; Magnoliopsida; Dioscoreales; Dioscoreaceae. The transcript is spliced from 7 exons. The record is from RefSeq and is a predicted model, not a curated record. Gene Ontology annotation, molecular function: acireductone dioxygenase [iron(II)-requiring] activity.
CUUCCCAUUAUUUGAGGGGGCGAGAGAGAGAGAGAGAGAGAGAGAGAGAGAGGGGUUGAAAAGGAGGAGCGAUGGAGAGUGAAUUUCAGGACGGAAAGGAGGAAGUUCUUCAGGCUUGGUAUAUGGAUGACAGUGAGGAAGACCAGAGGCUUCCACAUCAUCGUGAACCCAAGGAAUUUGUUUCCCUGGAAAAACUCAAGGAACUGGGUGUUGUCAGCUGGCGCUUGAACAAUCCUGAUAAUUAUGAAGUUGAUGAGGACCUGAAAAAGAUUCGUGAGGCCCGUGGCUAUUCUUACACGGACAUAUGUGAAGUGUGCCCAGAAAAACUACCAAAUUACGAAGCCAAGAUUAAAAGUUUUUUCGAAGAGCACCUGCACACUGAUGAAGAGAUUCGUUAUUGUCUUGAAGGGAGCGGUUACUUUGACUUGAGGGACAAAAAUGACCAGUGGAUUCGUGUAGCUGUCAAGAAAGGAGGCAUGAUAGUCUUGCCUGCUGGAAUCUAUCACCGAUUUACAUUGGAUUCAAACAACUACAUUAAGGCAAUGCGUCUGUUUGUCGGUGAGCCUGUGUGGACUCCGUAUAACCGUCCACAUGAUCAUCUCCCUGCUAGGCAAGAGUACUUGGCUGCUUUUGGUAAUGAAGAAGUUGCUAGUCAUGCUGUGGAGGCUAACUAAUGGCCAAUAAUAAGAUUGAUUAGUCCUUGUAUUUCUCCAUAUGUAUACAUAUUAAGUAUUCUGGUGAAUAAGGUUCACUGAAGACCACCUGGUUUUGUUGGAUUCUAUGGUUUGUGUAUUUGAUAAGGUGCAUGUCAUAACAUAAUCAAAACUCAGUAUUGAAAUCAUUGUUAUGAAAUGCCUAAUGUUGUUGAUAAUA